Molecule: messenger RNA, 1233 nt
Organism: Fraxinus pennsylvanica
Lineage: Eukaryota; Viridiplantae; Streptophyta; Magnoliopsida; Lamiales; Oleaceae
Source: the annotation of a GenBank genome assembly
AUGUUCAGUUUACUUUUUAGAACAGCUUGCCGAGGGGUCUUGAGUUCUGACCUGCCAAAAGUUAUUAUGGGUAAUCCUGCAUUGUUGGCAGGAAGCAUUGAAAAACAGUUUAUCCCAUGUUAUAAUUUUCUCAAGACAUUAGUGGAUUCUGAUGAAGAUAUUGUUCGGAUUUUAAAGCGCAGUCCUAGAAUUUUAUCUUGCAAUUUGAAAGUAAUGGAGCCCAAUGUAGAGCUAUUGGGUGAAGCAGGAAUACCAGAGAGCUCUAUCUCAUACAUGUUAAUUCACUACCCUCAUUCAGUGCAAAUGAAAUGUGAGAAGUUUAAGAGGAGUGUGGACAAAGCAAUUCAGAUGGGAUUUCACCCCUCGAGGAUGUUGUUUAUUCGGGCAGUUCAUGUGUUGUGUGAGAUUAGUGAGCAGGGGUGGGAGAAUAGAAUCAAGGUUUAUAGGAGUUUUGGCUUGUCAGAUUCUGAGAUUGUAUCAGCCUUCAGAUCGCACCCUCUGUGUAUGAAGUUGUCCGAGGAAAAAAUCACGAGGGGAAUGGAGUUUUAUGUAAACGAGAUGAGCUGGUCUCCUGCCAAAGUUGCUCGAUGCCCAGUUGCCCUCUUUUACAAUUUGGAGAGGAGGAUCAUCCCACGGUGUCGUGUGAUCAAGAUUUUGAUGGAGAAGGGUUUUGUCAAGGAACAUUCUACUUUAAUUUCCUUUUUGUCAAUCUCUGAUCCACAAUUCUUGACUAAGUUUGUGCUCAACUAUAAGAAUGAUUUGCCUGAAAUUAUGGAUGUCAUCACGCUUGACAGGUCUGGUAGAAUCAUAAUUGCAUUCGAUUCGAUAUCCCAUGACUUUUGCCGGAAGGCAUAUUUAAAUUGGAGUGGAGUGGCUGUCAUGGAGGCUGAGCUCAUAGGUUCAUCUCCUCACUCAAUUGGAGGUAAGGCUGAUAGCAUCAUGGUCAAAUGGGUUGACCUGAUGCCUGAGGUUGGCUUGUACUGUCAUGUGACCAUCUGUAGGCAUGAACAUCAACUAUUGGGCUGUCAUGCAGGUCUUGCUAACGUCUAUGGCUGUAACGAAAGCUUGUUCACAAUUUCGAUGGCAUCUGGUUUAAAACAAAAAAAAAGAAGCCACACAGAAUCCACUCCUAAUUGGGGGAGUUUUCUUACUGGUGGGGGUGGAGCCGUAGAGUGGGGCGGCAGCGGCCGGGAGCCAAGAUUUGGGGCUAGUGUCCGGAGGUUGAGGAAGUAA